AUCGGUAUUAAGGCGCGAACGAUCUCGGGUUAGCAGACCUCGGUGGAAAAGGGCCCCGAUUCACGGUCAUGAUUUACAGAUUUAUGAGGAUCAUCUAGAAUUCAGGAAAUAAAUUCCAUUUCUUCAAAUCAUCAUGCCUGUAAUGUUACGACUUGCCCGGCAUGGAUGUACCAACAGGCCUUUCUAUCAUAUCGUAGCUAUUCACAAUAAGUUUGCAAGGAACAGCGGAAGAGCCUUGGAGCAGUUGGGCACCUACGAUCCAAUGCCCAAUAAUCAUAAUGAAAAACUGGUCAGUCUGAAUGUUGAAAGGCUCAAGUAUUGGCUGGCAGUAGGAGCGCAUCCCACAUCACCAGUGUCACAUCUGUUAGGACUGUCUGGAUUGCUUCCAGUUCAUCCAAGGACCUAUGUCAUAGCAAGGAGAGCUAGACACAAGGCUGAUAUCAAAGAAAGGACUGCUGCAGCAGAAGCAGAAGGUGAAGGAACAAGUUGAUAAGAUCUGAUUAACUUUGCCACUGAGAUGGAUGCAAUCAUGAACAGACUCAACACGUGGAUAAAGUGGUUGAUGAAUGUAACAUUUGAUUGAACAUGUCUGAUAGCGACUUACAAGUAUGUUUUAGAGCUUGAUCUCAUAAAAGCUACACUUGGUGCAUCAAACAAGGUCAUUAACUCUGGAACUUGGGUCUUCAUGAGAAGGAACAUAUCUCUUGCUAAUUCUGACACUGGUUCUGAACUAAUCUGUUUGAUCUUUUAACUUUAACAAUAAGUAAUUUUUCCCCCACGAAUUUGAAAUGCAAUGUCUUAUAUCAGCAGUGGCAAGAUAUGACCAGACAGUGUUAGGAGGAUGGGGGUGGGGGCAAAAAUUUGUAAUGCCAGUUGGCACUAGUAAUCUACAUGCAGUUGAUCUUGACUUCCAUACUUCAAUUUCAUCGACCAAGGUUUGGUACUAAAUGUUGUUUAUGUUGGUAAAGAAGUUUAGUUAUUGGGAACAUGACAAAAUUUAUUCUUUUAUGUGAUCUACAUUUAAUUUCCUACAUCAAUCUAUCAGAAUACCAGACUUUAAUGUCACGAUCCAAAAGACCUCAAAAUCUGCAUCAAAUAGUAACUUCCCCAAUGCUGCUUGGAUUACAGGCGCAUGCCACAACACCCAGUAGCUAUACUCAAAAUAAUGCUUACUUUAGAUUAGUUUGUAGUCUAUUAAUAAUAAUAAUAAUUUCCACUUUACACAUUGCCUUCAUUCAGAAGUUAUCUGGCAGUGCAAGUGAAACAAAGGGGGAAAAUAUCAAUAAGUGAGCAUAGCUUGCUAGUUUUACCUUCUGCGUGCUAUAAAUCAAAUUGUAGUUGCUCUGGUAGCUCAAUGAUCCACCUCCUGGUUUCUUGGAAAUCAUCAUUUCAGAAUGAAUAUUUCAUUUCUGAUUGUGUAUAAGUGGAAAAUACAUGAAACUUUCAUUUUUCGGACUGAGCCUUGAAAGGAACUAGCGAGGAAAGUAUUUAAACUAUCAAACAUGAACACAUGAAAUAAUCUGUGCAGAGUGUGGAUAAUAUUUAUAUGAAAUGUUCAUAACCUUAUUAAAUGUAUGUGAAACUCUAUCAAUGGUGUUUGGCAAAAUUGAAUUUACAUUGUAUGUUUGCAUGUCCUGCAUUUUGCUGCUUGGACGGAAAGAACACUUUUGUGUCUCCAAAAAGUUGAAUCAGCUGAGUGAAGAAAAAAAGUAUAUACUGUUUAUACAUGUAGUUUUUCUCGAUAAAAUGUUGAGAUUUUGGACAGGGCAUCACUUGAUAGAUUGUCUCAUCAUAAAAACAAGAUUACAAAAAGAGACACAUGUACAAGGUUUUAACCUACCCAAGGACAAUCUGAACAAGAUUACAGUACUGAAGUACCAAGCUUUGUUAUGAAAGGGAAAGGUUUACAGAUAUCAAAUUUCCAAAUAUAUCAGGAAUAUUGUUAAAUCCACUAUCUAUUUGGUUUUUCACUCACACUAAAUAUUAAAGGGGGCAGCAAUCUCCUAAGUACCGGGUAUUGUAAAAAGACUAAAAACCCCUCUACAUAUAAUUGUAUCUCACUCAACUGGAAAAUACGACAACUGACGUGGUAAAUUGUGUGACACUGAAAAUGUUUUGUUUUAACUAUUUUAUUUACAUUAUAUAAAACUACAGGUCUUGAAAUAUACACAUAUAUAUUACAUUAUGUAAAAACAAACAUAAGUAUGUGGGCUGAGGGAAUAAGAUGUCCUCUUCAUCAGCAUGAUUUAUAGAGGGUAAGAGCAUCCUCAUGUCAAGUUGCUUUUUUAAUGAAAGCAGAAAUGUAAAAGAAACAUAUUAGUGAGGGUUUGGUGAAACUGCAUGAAAUGAAAAUAGACAAACAGAUUUUGAAGAUUUUAAUUUUGGGAUGUCGAAUCCAAGCAGCUCCCCCAUUUGUGGUAUUGUAUAAAUGCCAUAAAAUGCUACUU
This is a messenger RNA of Lytechinus pictus (painted urchin), 2447 nucleotides long. RefSeq names its product small ribosomal subunit protein bS16m-like. Gene Ontology annotation, molecular function: structural constituent of ribosome. Lineage: Eukaryota; Metazoa; Echinodermata; Echinoidea; Temnopleuroida; Toxopneustidae. The transcript is spliced from 3 exons. Gene Ontology annotation, biological process: mitochondrial translation. The coding region runs from base 134 to 490 and encodes 118 amino acids. The record is from RefSeq and is a predicted model, not a curated record. Gene Ontology annotation, cellular component: mitochondrial small ribosomal subunit; ribosome.